AUGACCCUCCCACCCACCCACCCUCAGCACCCGCCCUCGCAGACGCAGGCACUCGACGACCGUCGUACAGAGCGCACACCCUCCCAAGACACCGAGUACUUUUCCACCGCGUCUUCCCCCGCACCGAACCGCAUGGAUCGCCCUGGCGCCUACCUGAACGACGCGAUUGCAAUAGACUCCGACUCUGAGGACGAGGGCAUCAUCUUCACAGGAUACUCGGGUCCGCCCCCCCCAAGCGGCGACAACUGCUAUUUCGUCGGUCAACAUGGCCCGCUGCGGUUUGCUCUCGACCUGCGAUGGAAGGAGCGACUGAGCCACAAGAUAGAGGUCGGCGGUGGCAAGGUCGUGUCGUUGGCCGACGAUCCCAAUUACUUUGUCGCAGAUCUCUCAUCGGCUACCCCUCUCAGUCAACGACGGUUUGGUCGGCUCGCCAAGUGUUCUCGUGUCACAAUCGUCAGCGAGGGCUUUGUCUACCUGGCCCAUGCGUCGAAAAGCCUGCCAGAUCCGUCGACCUACGCCAUUUCCCUAGAGUCACUCUCGACCGCGCCGCUGGUCUCCGCGCCAUCUUCCCUCUCCUCUCCAUCAAAGUCUCCUGCGAGGCGCGACUUCAUCUCCCGCCGGUGA
Vanrija pseudolonga is the source of this 624-nucleotide messenger RNA. RefSeq lists its product as uncharacterized. Lineage: Eukaryota; Fungi; Basidiomycota; Tremellomycetes; Trichosporonales; Trichosporonaceae. The coding region runs from base 1 to 624 and encodes 207 amino acids. The transcript has 4 exons. The record is from RefSeq and is a predicted model, not a curated record.